UAUAAAUUUUUUAACUUUUUUAAAUAUGAAUUAACAUUUUAUUCUAUUCUAUGUAUAUAAAUUUUAUUAUAUGUUAUAUUUCAUAUAAUAUUAAUUAUCUCAACUAUUUAUAAAUCGGUUUGAUAUUGAAAUGGCCUAAUCAUGACGACCUUAUUUUGGGGAGAUAUCAAUUUUCCUUCUUCAAGGGCUGUUGACGAUUAUGAAGAUGAAAGUGAAGAGGAAAAGGAGAUUCAAUUUACUGUGGAUAUGAAUUCACAUCAUCAAAAUAUCUUUAAGUCAAUCCAUGCAAAAAGAUUUAUUUUCGCAAUUGGAUCAAACGCAAUCGCUUUUACUAAAGCAUAUAUCUUACAAAAGUUUAAACAUGAAAAAAUAGGUUCAUUGUCAAUGCAUGUUAAACAUUUCAAGGAAGAUAAAAAUAAUACAAACAAUACAUUUGUGGGACGAGACUGUUUUUUGUAUCAUAUAAAUGAAGGAUAUUCCACAAUAAUUUGUCAUUUUGACUCAAAUUUAAAUACUGAAUUUCAACAAGAUUUUGUUAAAUAUAUGUUUGGAUUACUUGGUCAAAAUACACCACCUUUGUUUAUAAUAUUAACAAAUGUUCAUAUAUCAAACCUAAAAAUUGAUAAAAUACCUAUACCAAAUCCACCUUGUCUGAGGUUUCUUAAAACAGAUGUCAAUGAGAAGGAUGAAAAGAAAUUUAAUUGUAUUCCUUAUUUGGAACAACCUAAUAUAAUAUCUGGUAUGCCUGCUUCGAUUAUGACAUAUUGUCAAAUUCACAAACUAACUGGAUAUCUAUACUUGGUUUAUUCUGAAACAUUUAUUACUGACAUUGUCACAGUUAAUGCAUUUCUAUCUGUUUUGAAUACUCAAGAAUUAAAAGAUUUCAUUACUAUAAAUGGAGAAAAUAUUAAAACCCAAAAGUAUCUAGAAAAUAUUAUACAAUCAAAAACAAAUACAUCUUUGUUUAUUUGAAUAUUAUAAUUUUAUAUGUAAUAUUUGUAUGUCAGAAUUAAUAUAA
Messenger RNA from Gordionus sp. m RMFG-2023, 1018 nucleotides. RefSeq names its product proteasome assembly chaperone 1-like. Gene Ontology annotation, cellular component: endoplasmic reticulum. Gene Ontology annotation, biological process: proteasome core complex assembly. The coding region runs from base 142 to 972 and encodes 276 amino acids. The transcript is spliced from 7 exons. Lineage: Eukaryota; Metazoa; Nematomorpha; Gordioida; Chordodea; Parachordodidae. The record is from RefSeq and is a predicted model, not a curated record. Gene Ontology annotation, molecular function: proteasome binding.